AACAGAGUAUACUUAAACAUCAUUGAUUAUAAUGACAGGCUAAUGCAGUGCUCAUUGCAUUGAUGUUGAAGAUGUUUCUUCAUAUCAUCAUCACUGCUCAUACAAGUUCUUAACUUUCCCUUUAACCCCUUUCCAAUUGGGCAGAUUUUCCAAAAGCAAAGGAAUCCAAUCUCUCUCUCCCAACACCAAAUCAUCAUUUCACUCACAAAACCCUCUAUUCUUCAACGUCUGCAAGCCCAAAAAACACUAACCUCAGUAACAUCAUCAAUGUUCUUAUAUCCUUGGAACUCCAAUGACAACCUCCGAUUAACUCUCUCACAUUCAACGGUGUGAGAGAGGGCACAGCCUCAACCAUCUAUGGAGAUUCAACAAUCGCUGAAGCUCACCAUCCACAAGAAAUGGCCAUCGUCACCAAAGAAAACAUCAAAAGAUUCAGAACCGAUAAACACCACUGCAACUCCCAGGCUCAAAUGGAAGAAAAUCUUCUUUCACACUAAAACCAAACCCAAAAUCCAAACCCCCCCAGAUGAGUUCCUCUGCCCCGUUUCCCGUUCCCUCAUGUUCGACCCCGUCAUCGUCUCCUCCGGCCACUCCUUCGAACGCUCCUCCGUCGAAGCCUGUAAAAAUCUCAACUUUACACCACAACUCCCCGACGGCACUACCCCCGAUUUCUCCACCCUCAUCCCCAACCUCGCCCUUAAAUCCGCCAUCCUCAAGUGGUGCCACACCACCCACACACCCCCUCCUCUCCCCCACAACAACCUCGUGCAGCAAACCUCAAUCUCCCCUGACACGAAACUAGUACAACACACCUCGAUUUCCCCAGACACCCCCAACUCAAACCUCGUACAAACCUCGAUCUCCCCGAACGUCGGUACCGUAGAAGAAAAGCUCUCCGACAGAGAUCCGAUCCUGGAUUCCCUGGACGAAAACCCACCCUCGAACAACCUCCGCCGCCACGCGGAAACCGAGGUGCCCAUAAGACCGACGCAUCUGUACACGAGCUCCGAGGAAUCCAUAGCCACAUCGUCGGCCUCAACGCCGCCGUUUCAACUCGCCACGCGCCCCAGUUGUUGCUACUAUUCUUCCCCUUCCUCGUCAGAAAUCGAACCCGCCGCAACCCCAGAAGAAGAAGAAAUCACGGGGAAGCUCAAAAGCCCACUACAGAACAUAGUCGAGGAAGCGCUUCUCUCUCUGAGAAAACUCACCCGAGUGAGAGAAGAAACCCGGGUUCAACUCUGCACUCCGCGGAUACUCUCUGCGUUACGCUCCCUCGUGCUGUCGAAACACGUGAACGUCCAGGUGAACGCUUUGGCUUCAUUGGUGAACCUUUCUCUGGAGAAGAGUAACAAAGUGAAGAUCGUGCGGUCGGGGAUGGUGCCACCGUUGAUCGAGGUUCUGAAAUUUGGAUCCCCUGAGGCGCAGGAACACUGUGCUGGCGCGUUGUUCAGUUUAUCUCUCGAAGACGAUAACAAAACCGCCAUUGGUGUUCUGGGUGGUUUGGGUCCGCUGCUUCAGAUGCUCCGAGUCGAGAGCGAGCGGACUCGGCACGACUCGGCCUUGGCGCUUUACCAUUUGUCUUUGGUUCAGAGUAACCGGUCCAAGAUGGUUAAACUCGGUUCGGUUCCGGUUCUUUUAAGUAUGGUUAAAUUGGGUCACAUGACGGGCCGGGUUUUAUUGAUUUUGGGAAACUUGGGUUCCGGGUCGGACGGACGGGCCGCGAUGUUGGAUGCGGGUGUUGUGGAGUGUUUGGUCGGGUUGUUGAAUGUACCCGACUCGGCUGCCGGGUCGACUCGGGAGAGUUGUGUAACGGUAAUGUACGCCUUGAGUCACGGGGGUUUGAGAUUUAAGGCGGUUGCAAAGGCGGCGGGGCUGGUGGAGGUGUUGCAGAAGGUGGAGAAAGUGGGGAGUGAGAGGGCUAGGCAUAAGGUGAGAAAGAUUUUGGAGAUGAUGAGGGCCAAGGAGGUGGAGGAGGAAGAUGUGGACUGGGAAGAGUUGCUUGACUCGGGGCUGGGUUGUCGGACUCGGGGCCGACUCGGGGGCGGGUUGGACGAGUCGAGUGCUAACUCGGCCGAGUUUUGAGUACAGUGGAAUAUUUUGUCUUUUUUUUUAAUUUUAAUUUUCUGUAAUUAUUGGUCUUUUUAAGACUAGGUUGUUUUGGAUUAUUGUUUUUAAAAACAAUCCAUGGUUUUAUGAUUUUUGAA
Molecule: messenger RNA, 2204 nt
Organism: Vigna umbellata (rice bean)
Lineage: Eukaryota; Viridiplantae; Streptophyta; Magnoliopsida; Fabales; Fabaceae
Source: RefSeq, a predicted model, not a curated record